Messenger RNA from Platichthys flesus (European flounder), 4733 nucleotides. Its product is annotated as adhesion G-protein coupled receptor G2. The record is from RefSeq and is a predicted model, not a curated record. The transcript has 31 exons. Gene Ontology annotation, cellular component: membrane. Gene Ontology annotation, molecular function: G protein-coupled receptor activity. NCBI's taxonomy places the organism in Eukaryota, Metazoa, Chordata, Actinopteri, Pleuronectiformes, Pleuronectidae. Bases 136 to 4392 code for a protein of 1418 amino acids. Gene Ontology annotation, biological process: cell surface receptor signaling pathway; adenylate cyclase-activating G protein-coupled receptor signaling pathway.
GUGGUGUUUGCAUAUCAGUAGCAGGUAGAGAACAGUGGACCUUUUUGAUUUGGUAUUUAUCUAAACAACUACCGGUACAGGAGCUGGACAUUUGAUAGGGACUUGCUCAAGUUUGGAUUUUACCCAGGGGACGCCAUGCUACAUGGAAAUGAAGACAAAGUCAAGAUUUGCUCUGGUGGAUCUUCAUGCUGCCAAUCGUAUGCCGUCUCUGUAAGAAUGAAGAAUCCUGGCUCGCGUGUCAGACACCUGCACUGGCUGCAGAUACUACUGGUCGUCCUGCUCACAGGUCACACUUCCUGUAAUUCCACCUCCACUGCUCCGUUUCCUCCUCCGACCCUCUCCACAGCAGCUGCAUCGACCUCAGCAUCCUACUCUCUUCACGUCACUGUGGAUGUCAUUGGGCCGGAGAAAGACGAAUCAGAAAUCAAGAACUGGCUUGACCAAGUGUUCACAAACCAGCUGGUGAUCUGCGUGUCUCCAAGCCCAACAGCAACUAUAACAACUGCCACUACACAAAGUACAUCUGCGAGCACCUCAAAUGAGACGACACCAAUGAUGACAGCAGCAGCAACACAACAAAACUACACAACAACAACCACACACACUGCAUCUGCGAGCACUUCAAAUGAGACGACACCAACGAAGACAGCAGCAUCACAAAACUACACAACAACUGCCACUACACGAACUGCACCUGCGAGCACUUCAAAUGAGACGACACCAAUGACGACAGCAGCAGCAGCAUCACAAAACUACACAACAACAACUACACAAACUACAUCUGCGAGCACUUCAAAUGAGACAACACCAAUGAAGACAGCAGCAUCACAAAACUACACAACAACAACUGCCACUACACCAACUGCACCUGCGAGCACUUCAAAUGAGACGACACCAAUGACGACAGCAGCAGCAGCAUCACAAAGCUACACAACAACAUCUGCUACAGCUGCAACAACGGUCAAGAGCACCAACACAGCUACAACAUCUCAAUCCAACACAGCAGCUCCGACGCUGAGCAGCAGAACGACAACUGUUUCAGCCGACAACACACAGACGCCAACUCGAUCGAAGAAUCCAAAUUCAAUCAAGGAGCUGGUAGCUCUUCCAAUCAGUGAAGGACUGACAGCAGCCAGAAGGCUCAGAAGAGCAACUGGUCUAUUUCAAGAAACUGAGGUCUCAUGCAGCCAAAAGAAUGCAAUAAAAAACACAACUUGUUUUGUGAAGCUGCAUCUAAGCCAGGCCGUGUCUCCAUGCUGUAUCCUCCGUACUCUCUGUGCGGCCAGUAAGGCGUCCCCUGAUAUCCGGGUGGUAGGAAAAACAGCAGAUAGAAUCGGUCCGAUACAAAAUGGCUGUGACCCACUUGAGAGAAACAGGUGCAUUUACAACGGUCCCGGCAAUGCAUCGUGUGAGGCGUCCGGUGAUGCAUAUGUGGAAGAUCAAGACAACUCAACUAACUGUCAACCAGUUUCAGAAAGAGAGAAGAACUGCAGCUGCUCAGCGUAUUGCAGCAGAACUGAUGCAUACUACACCUUUCAGAUAUUAAUACAGAGUCCAAAGGUGGACAAGCCAUACGUCUUGUCCGAGGUUUCUAAAAUAAAAGCACCAAUCUGCUCUCCAGCUACAGGGUUUUCAUGUCCUUGGUCCCUCAUUUCAUUAGAAUACAAGGAUGUGCAUUUGUUCUGUGGAAGCACAGGAGAAAGUCUUGAAAGCUGCAAAGUGAUUCUCAGCUUUGCUCAUGAGGUUCCAAUCUGCAACGUGUCGGCAGCGGUGACCAAUCAGUUUGCGUCCAAUGACCUGAUCAGUUUUGAUGGACUGGUGACUCGAGCAGCAAUAUGUGGGAAUUCAAAUACCAGUGAGGAUCCACUGACGUCCCAGGUCACAUGGGACAACAGGAGCCUAAAGCCUGACAAGUUUUGUAAUGCAACAGAAGAGUCUAUCAACCUCACCUGUCAAAAUGGGAAAAAUGUGGUCGUGAAGCUGGAUGAGAAGUGUGUUCACAGGCCGUCCACCACAGUCGGCCCGAACGUGACGGCCAUGCAACCAAACACCACCACGGCUGUGAACGCAACCUCAUCCCCACUGAACACGACUGCUGAACCCCUCAGCAACACCACCGCCACUGCUAAUGUCACAGUGACAACACUCAACACAACCACCGCCACUCCUAAUGUGACAAUGACAACACUUAACACAACCACCAUCACUGCUAAUGUCACAGUGACAACACUCAACACAACCACUGCCACUCCUAAUGUCACAAUGACAACACUUAACACAACCACCAUCACUGCUAAUGUCACAGUGAAUACAACCCUCAACACAACCACAAACAAGCCUAAUGCUACUGUGACAACUACACUCAACACAACCACAGCCACUUCUAAUGCUACUGUGACAACAACCCUCAACACAACCACAACCACAACAAAUGUAACCACAACCGAGUCAGCUGAACGCCAGGCCGCCGCGAUGCUGAAGCUGACCAGAGACGUGGCCAACCUGAACUCCAGCCAGGUGGAUCAGCUGGUGUCUCAGCUGCAGGAUCUUCUGUCGGGGCCGACCAUCAGCCUGGCUCUGGGAAACAGCACCGUCCACAUCGUCAGCAAUCUGCUGGGCGCUCCUGCUGAGGUGCUGGCCGACUCCAGCAGCAGGAUUAUAGAGAUCAUUGACACAGUGGGGUUGAAGCUGGUCCUCAAGGAUCAGGCGGAGACCCUCUUGGCCUCGGCCGUGGCUUUGUCUGUGAAACCAGUAGAUGGCAGCAACUUUCAGGGGACUAUUUUUUCCAUCUCAGACCCCACUGAUGUACUGGUCCGUGGGGAUCCCAGGUCGAGGAGGAGCGUGAGAGCAGGAGACUCCUCCAUCCCUCAGGGCUCCAUCAGGCUGCCCCCCACCCUCACACAGGACCUGACCACCGAGCAGCAGCAGCUGGCCUCACGAGUCCAGUUCAAUUUCUACCAGAAGAGCACGGUGUUCCAGGACAGCUCUUUGGUUGUACGCAAACUUAACAGUGGCAUCCUCGGAGCGAGUGUGGCUAACCUGUCAAUCACAGGACUGAAGGACGAUGUUGUGAUUCACUUGAGGAACAACAAACCAAUUCCUGUAGAUUUCAAGGCCGUGUGUGUUUUCUGGGACUUUGCAUAUAAUAAUGGGUCAGGUGGCUGGAACGAAAACGGCUGCUCUGUCCUGAACAGCACAGACAACAUGACGACGUGUGGCUGCAACCAUUUAACCAGUUUUGCAAUCCUGCUGGACCUCGCCAGACAACCUUUAACCGAUCCUGUUCAAGCCACCAUCCUCACCUUCAUCACUUACAUUGGCUGCGGAAUCUCUGCCAUCUUCUUGUCUAUCACCCUCCUCACCUACUUGUCGUUUGGGAAGUUGCGUAAGGACAUUCCGUCCAAAAUCCUGAUCCAGCUGUGUCUGGCUCUGCUGCUGCUGAACCUCGUCUUCCUGAUUGAUGCUUGGCUGGCGCUCUACCCAGACGCCCUGGGCCUCUGCAUCUCCACCGCCUGGUUCCUUCACUACUUCCUGCUGGUUUCCUUCACCUGGAUGGGACUCGAGUCCGUCCACAUGUACCUGGCCCUUGUCAAGGUCUUCAACAACUACGUAUCGCACUACAUGCUGAGGUUCUCGUUUGCCGGCUGGGGCAUCCCGAUGAUCGUGGUCAUCAUCGUGAUCGCUAUCGACAAAGAUAACUAUGGUCUUGUCUCCUAUGGAAAGUUUUCCGAUGGCCCUACUGAUAGCUUCUGCUGGCUGAAAAACGACAUUGCCUUCUACGUCUCCGUGGUGGCGUACUUCUGCGUCGUUUUCCUCUUCAACGUGGUCAUGUUCAUCGUGGUGGUGGUGCAGCUGUGUCGCAUCAAGAGGCAGAACCCACACAACAUGCAGCACCGCACCACGCUGCAGGAUGUGCGCAGCUUGGUGGGGAUAACCAUCCUCCUGGGCCUCAGCUGGGGCUUCGCCUUCUUCGCCUGGGGGCCCGUGAACCUGGCGUUCAUGUACCUCUUUGCCAUCUUCAACUCCUUGCAAGGUUUCUUUAUAUUUGUGUUCCACUGUGCAGUGAAGGAAAACGUGAGGAGGCAGUGGAGGAUAUACCUGUGCUGCGGCAAAAUGAGACUGGCAGAGAACAUGGAAUGGAGUCGUACUGCUACACAGAAGGCUACGAAGAAGUCGUCAGUGACCAGACUGACGUCCCUUCAGUCGUCCCAGUCCAACUCGUCCAGCUCCUCCUCUUUUCUCGUCCACAAUACACCACAACAAACAACAGAGCAGACUCGUGGCAUCGGCAGCCCAUAUGACGACCGAACAAUCACAGCAGAGGAAGAGCCCGGCAUGGACGUGGUUCACAAUGAGAUCAACAGACAGUACAGAACCCAACAAGCCUCCUGAUCCACAAAGGACAGAACACACUGUCUAAGAAUGGCUCUUAUUUUGAAAUGCAUGUAUAUAAUGUAAAUUAAGCAAUGUUUUAUGUAUUUUGAGAAAAUGUUCAAUGUAAAUUAUGAUUCUUGAUUUUUAUACAUUCACAAAUAGCAUAUAUUCCUUUGUACAGUGAUGUAAUCAGUAUAUUAUAUUAUAAUGGUAAAAGGCCAUAUAAAGAAAAGGUAAUAACAUAUAUUUAAAGGGUGUCUUUCUCAGAGAAUAAUUCAUGGAUCUUUCAUCCAUCCAUCAUCUGUACUGCUUUCCUCUCGAGGGCCGCAAAAGGACUGUUGGGCCUCGAGGAAGUUAUG